Mytilus trossulus (common blue mussel) is the source of this 1738-nucleotide messenger RNA. Its product is annotated as zinc finger protein OZF-like. NCBI's taxonomy places the organism in Eukaryota, Metazoa, Mollusca, Bivalvia, Mytilida, Mytilidae. The transcript has 2 exons. The record is from RefSeq and is a predicted model, not a curated record. Bases 103 to 1695 code for a protein of 530 amino acids. Gene Ontology annotation, biological process: regulation of transcription by RNA polymerase II. Gene Ontology annotation, molecular function: DNA-binding transcription factor activity, RNA polymerase II-specific; RNA polymerase II cis-regulatory region sequence-specific DNA binding.
CAGAUUGCAGAUGAUAAUGCUGGUUUCAUUCCCUCGACUUAUUUUAUCCUCGUAGAAUAAACAAAGGCAAAAGAAAAUCUUAUUAUCUAUCUGAAUAUCAGGAUGAAUUUAGUAGAGGAUUUAGUCACACUCAAUGGUACUCUACACAGCCACGUUAGCACAGAUUCUAGUUUUAAACUGCAUGAGUGGGAUGCUUAUGCUAGAGAAUUAAUUCAUGGUAGUGACUUAACAAGACACUCUAUAACACAUACUCAUGAUACUGAUGAAAGUUAUGGUAGUGACUUAACGAAACACUCGAUAACACAUACUCAUGAUACUGGUGAAAGUUACGGUGGUGACUUUACGAGACACUCGAUAACACAUACUCAUGAAACUGAUGAAAGUCAUGGUAGUGACUUAACGAAACACUCGAUAACACAUACUCAUUAUACUGGUGAAAGUUAUGGUAGUGACUUAACGAAACACUCGAUAACACAUACUCAUGAUACUGGUGAAAGUUACGGUGGUGACUUUACGAGACACUCGAUAACACAUACUCAUGAAACUGAUGAAAGUCAUGGUAGUGACUUAACGAAACACUCGAUAACACAUACUCAUUAUACUGGUGAAAGUUAUGGUAGUGACUUAACGAGACACUCGAUAACACAUACUCAUGAAACUGAUGAAAGUCAUGGUAGUGACUUAACGAGACAGUUGAUACCACAUACUGAUGAAAAACCACACAAAUGUGAUGUGUGUGGAAAAGGAUUUUCUAAAAGGUGCAACCUAAGGACGCACAUGAGUGUACAUACCGGAGAAAAACCUCACACGUGUGAAUUGUGUGGUAAACAGUUUAGUCAUUCUAGUAAUUUUCUGAAGCACAGGAGAACACAUAUAGCCGAUAAACCUCAUUACUGUGAUGUAUGUGGUAAAGGGUUUAGUAGGCCUAUUAAUUUACAGUUCCACAUUAGAACACAUACAGCUAAAUCUCUAGACUGUGAUGUAUGUGGUAAAGAGUUCAACCAUUUAAGUAAUUUACAGAGGCACAUGAGAACACAUACGGGCGAAAAACCUCAUGUCUGUAAUGAAUGUGGUAAAAGGUUUAGUAGGUUGCAUCUUUUAAAGAUACAUAUAAGAACACAUACAGGUGAAAAACCUUACGACUGUGGUGAAUGUGGUAAGGGGUUUACCCAGAUUGCUAGUUUAAAGAGACACAUGAUAAUACAUUCAGGUGAUAAACCACAUGACUGUGAUGUAUGUGGUAGAAAGUUUGUUCAUCUCCGUAAUUUACAGGUACACACUAGAAUACAUACAGGUGAUCAAUCUUUUAAUUGUGAAAUAUGUGGUAAAAUUGUAAGGCAAGGUAGUGAAUUAAAAAAACACAUGAGAUCACACACAGGUUAUAAAACUUAUGACUGUGAUGUAUGUGGUAAAGUGUAUAGCCAUCCUGGUAGUUUACAAAGACAUAUGAGAAUACACAGAGAUGAUAAACCACAUAUUUGUGAUGUAUGUGGUAAAGAAUUUAUUUAUCCUGGUAGUUUACAAAGACACAUGAGAGUUCAUGCAGAUGAUAAACCAUUUGACUGUGAUGUAUGUGGUAAUGAGUUUAGUCAGCAUUGUGACAGUAAGGGACACAAUAGAAUACAUACUGAAGGUAAAGAUCAAAAUGAUAUGUUUGUGGUUGAGAUUCAGAGUCACAGUCAUGACAGUGAGUGAUAAAUGUACAUAGACACAGGAGAACACAUACUGGUCAAAUCUA